This is a messenger RNA of Vicia villosa (hairy vetch), 2146 nucleotides long. Its product is annotated as auxin transporter-like protein 1. Lineage: Eukaryota; Viridiplantae; Streptophyta; Magnoliopsida; Fabales; Fabaceae. Bases 530 to 1975 code for a protein of 481 amino acids. The record is from RefSeq and is a predicted model, not a curated record. The transcript has 9 exons. Gene Ontology annotation, cellular component: plasma membrane.
CUACUUUUUUUUUUUUUUUUGGGUAGAUCUCAAUCCUCUAAAUUGAACCUUUUAUUUACACCUCUUAAAUUAUUCUCUAUAAAACCAUAAACUAUUUCUUGCAUGUUGAGCUUUUCUCCAUCAUAUCUCAUGCUUUGAAAACUGUUUUUCUCUGCCAAUUCUCUCCACAGAACCCACAUUUAUGACUCUGAUUCAGUUACCUUAACAAACCAUAUUUAAGACUGGUUUUUCAUCUCUCUAUUGGUGAACAACUCAACCUAGAGAGAGUGAAGUUCAACUUUUUUACCGCAACAAUUGCCCAAUAAGGUUCCUUUGUUUACCUUCUUUCUUUUUUGCCUCCAUUGUGAAGUGUUACGUGUUGUGUUUGGUAUCAGUUACAAGAAAGUUUCUCUCACAUCACAAACACAUACACACCUUAUUAAAAAAACAAAAACAAAAAAAAACUCUGUUUUUUCUCUGUUUUUGUGCUAUAAAUCUAGUUGAAAAGCCUUUUCGAAUUCCACUACAAACUUGAAGAAUAUCAGAAACAAUGUUAUCAGAGAAACAAGGAGAAGAGAUAAUGAUGUCAAGCCUGAAUGAAACAAAUGAGGCGAUGAAUGAAGAAAGAGAAGAAGCAAAAAGUGGAAGUUCAACUUCUGGUUUGAAGAAUUUUCUCUGGCAUGGUGGUUCUGUUUAUGAUGCUUGGUUUAGCUGUGCUUCAAAUCAGGUUGCUCAAGUUCUGUUGACCCUGCCAUACUCAUUCUCUCAGUUGGGAAUGAUUUCUGGGAUCAUAUUCCAAAUCUUCUAUGGAUUGCUUGGUAGUUGGACUGCUUAUUUGAUUAGCAUUCUGUAUAUUGAGUACAGAAGCAGGAAAGAGAAAGAGAAUGUCAACUUCAAAAAUCAUGUCAUUCAGUGGUUUGAAGUGUUGGAGGGACUACUUGGACCUUAUUGGAAAGCAAUUGGAUUGGCUUUCAACUGCACUUUCCUUCUCUUUGGAUCUGUUAUCCAGCUCAUAGCUUGUGCAAGUAACAUAUACUACAUAAAUGAUCACUUGGACAAGAGAACUUGGACUUACAUAUUUGGAGCAUGUUGUGCAACAACAGUCUUCAUACCUUCAUUUCAUAACUAUAGAAUUUGGUCUUUUCUUGGACUUGGUAUGACCACAUACACAGCUUGGUAUAUGACUGUUGCAGCCAUUGCUCAUGGCCAGGUUGAAAAUGUGGUUCACUCGGGUCCAAAGAAAAUGGUUUGGUAUUUCACUGGAGCGACAAACAUACUCUAUACUUUCGGCGGACAUGCCGUUACAGUAGAAAUCAUGCAUGCAAUGUGGAAACCUCAAAAGUUCAAAUCUAUCUAUUUCUAUGCAACAAUUUAUGUGUUUACGCUUACCCUACCAUCUUCCGUUGCUGUUUAUUGGGCUUUUGGUGACCAACUUUUGGAUCAUUCCAAUGCUUUCUCUCUUCUUCCUCGUAACGGAUGGCGUGAUGCCGGUGUUAUCUUGAUGCUCAUUCACCAGUUUAUUACCUUUGGAUUUGCUUGUACACCACUGUACUUUGUGUGGGAGAAAGUGAUAGGAAUGCAUGAAACAAAGAGCAUAUUUUUAAGGGCACUUGCAAGGUUACCUGUGGUGAUACCAAUAUGGUUUUUGGCUAUCAUUUUCCCUUUCUUUGGUCCUAUUAACUCAGCUGUUGGGGCUCUCUUGGUUAGUUUCACUGUCUAUGUCAUUCCUGCCACUGCUCAUAUGCUCACUUAUAGGUCUGCUUCUGCAAGACAGAAUGCUGCAGAGAAAUUACCCUCAUUUAUGCCAAGUUGGACAUUAAUGUAUGUGAUCAAUACAUUUGUGGUGAUAUGGGUUACUAUUGUAGGCUUUGGAUUUGGAGGUUGGGCUAGUAUGACAAACUUCAUCAAACAAGUUGACACAUUUGGACUAUUUGCUAAAUGCUACCAAUGUCCACCAAAACUAGCACCUUCAACAAACCACACUAUGCAUCACUGAAAAAUGUCACAUGAAUAAAACUAUUCUAUCUUCUUUGUUUCACUCAUAUUUUCCCUCUCCUUUUAUUUUUCAUAUCUAUAAAGAUACAUUAUUGGUAAUGCUUUUGUCCUCUUAUUGAGGAAAUGUUUUCAUUAUCAUUUUAGAUAAUUAUAAACUUGAUUAUAGCCAACA